Molecule: messenger RNA, 9348 nt
Organism: Mercenaria mercenaria
Lineage: Eukaryota; Metazoa; Mollusca; Bivalvia; Venerida; Veneridae
Product: coatomer subunit alpha-like
Exons: 29
Biological process (GO): intracellular protein transport; retrograde vesicle-mediated transport, Golgi to endoplasmic reticulum; intra-Golgi vesicle-mediated transport
Cellular component (GO): COPI vesicle coat
Molecular function (GO): structural molecule activity; protein binding; ubiquitin-protein transferase activity
Source: RefSeq, a predicted model, not a curated record
AUGCCAAAGGAUGAAAAAUUAAAGAAAUUAGAGUAUAGGGAACACAUAGAAAGUAAAAACAAGGCUAGGGUGGAAAAAGAUAGGGACAAGGAGAGAGCUAUUAAUGAUAGUGAAGGUGAUUUUGUUGCUUGCUGUUUUGAUUUAGAGGAGGUUCUACUUACCCCAAAUAGUUUCAACUCAAGUCUGUUUUUCAAAAGAAGACUUAAUACAUUUAACCUAACAAUCUAUGAUUAUGGUACUAGGGAUGGGUUUUGUUACGUAUGGAAUGAAGCCAUUGCUGCAAGAGGUGGCUGUGAGAUAGCAUCUUGCGUUUAUGAUUUUGUACAGACAAAGGCAAAAGAGGGGAAAAAAAGAUUUGUCUUUUAUACUGAUAACUGUAUUGCUCAAAACAAAAAUAAAUAUUACAUGGCAAUGCUCUGGUACUGCAUGGGAAAUUUUGACCUGAUAUCAAUUGAGCACAAGUACUUGAUUAAAGGUCACACUCAAAACGAAGCUGACAGUAUUCAUGCAGGUAUUGAAGCGUCCGUCAGGAACAUCCCCAUUUUCACAACUCCACAGUGGGCUGGUGCAAUACGCACUGCACGUACUGAAAAACCCUUAGCUGUCAAAGAAAUGGGUUUUAAUGAUUUCCUUGACUUCAAGACUGUUUCAAGACAUAUAAAAAAAUUUGAUAUAAAUACUGAAAAUGAGAAGGUUUAUUGGAAUAAUUUAAGAAUAAUUAAGUUAACAUCAGAUGAAAGUGACAAAUUUAGGUACCAAACAAAAUACUAUGGUGAAAUCAAAACAGUUGAGUUCUUUAAAAGAUUUAGAACAAAAGACAUUCCAAAUCCAAAACAGAUCCAGUUACAACCAUUACACAAUGAUGAGAAAGGUCACAAUGUGGUACCAACAAUUACUCUCCCAGUAGCUGAGAUAGAAGAAAGAUUACUAGACAUUCAGAUGCCCGUGCUGCGAGGAGAAGUUGUCAACUCCAGCACUAUCAGAUUAAGUUGGAUGAAACGUGUGUCCAGGGACUCUCAAGCUGCAAUAAACACGCGUAUACCGAGACCAAUUAUGUGUUUAUCCUUUCAUCCAAAGAGACCAUGGGUAUUGACAAGUUUGUUCAAUGGUGUUAUACAGCUAUGGGACUAUUGUAUGUGUACUUUGAUAGACAUUUGCAAGUUUGAUGAACAUGAUGCGUGGCUACUGGCUAUCUGGCGUAAGGUCAAUUACAAGCAGAGAAUAUGUUUGUUCACACUACUUGGACAUCAGGACUAUAUCCGAACCACAACAUUUCACCAUGAGUAUCCAUGGAUCCUGAGUUCCUCUGAUGAUUAGACUAUACGUAUUUGGAACUGGCAGUCGAGAAACUGUAUCUGUGUGCUAGCUGGUCACAGUCAUUUUGUGAUGUGUGCACAGUUCCACCCCUCGGAAGACCUGAUUCUAUCUGCGUCACUUGACCAGACUGUCUGAGUCUGGGACAUCUCGGGACUGAGAAAGAAAAAUGUUUUGCCAGAACAGUCACAGAAUUCAAAGGCCUGGGAGGUUGAUACAUGCCGCGGCCAUUAUAAUAACGUAUCAUGUUGUUUGUUCCACCCGAGACAGGAGUUGAUCCUCAGUAAUUACGAGGACAAGAGUAUCAGAGUAUGGGACAUGAGUAAAAGAACUGGUGUUCAGACAUUCCGCAGAGAGAAUGAUAGGUUCUGGAUAAUGACAGCCUAUCCAACACUAAACUUGUUUGCUGCGGGCCAUGACAGCGGGAUGAUUAUCUUCAAGCUGGAACGGGAACGCCCUGCAUAUGCUGUCUAUGGUAACGUAUUGUACUAUGUGAAGGAGAAAUUCCUGAGAAAACUCGACUUCACCACCAAUAAGGACGUCCCAGUGAUGCAACUUAGACGUGGAUCAAGAUCUCCUGUGUUCUCCAUGUCGUACAAUCCUGCAGAGAAUGCUGUACUCCUUGUCACUCGUACAAGUAAUGUAGAGAACAGCACGUAUGAUUUGUAUGCCAUUCCAAAAAAAUCUGACUCAAAGAAUCCUGAUGCACCUGAAGGAAAGAGGUCCUCUGGAUUGACAGCUGUCUGGGUGGCUAGAAACAGGUUUGCGGUCACUCUUAUUGAGAAGUUUGAUGUUUUGAACACAAUUGUGGUUAAGAACUUGAAGAAUGAGAUAACCAAGAAAGUACAAGCACCAAACUGUGAGGAUAUAUUCUAUGCCGGUACAGGCUGCCUACUUCUCAAGGACAGUGAUAAUGUUACCCUGUUUGAUGUCCAACAAAAAAGGAGUCUGGCAAGUGUGAAGAUAUCCAAGGUGAAGAGUGUUAUCUGGUCCAAUGAUAUGUCUCAUGUAGCACUCAUCAGUAAACAUGUAAUUGCCAUUUGUAAUCGUAAGUUUGAGAAUCUGUGUACAAUCCAUGAGAAUAUUCGAGUGAAGAGUGGAGCCUGGGAGGAGAGUGGUGUGUUUGUGUACACUAACAGCAACCACAUCAAAUAUGCUCUCACCAAUGGUGACCAUGGCAUCAUCCGUACACUGGACCUGCCAAUCUACAUUACCCGCGUGAAAGGUAACAGUGUACAUUGUCUGGAUAGGGAAGGACGCUCUAGGGUGCUCGGUAUUGACCCCACAGAGUUCAAAUUCAAGUUGGCCCUUGUCAACAGGAAAUAUGAGGAGGUGUUACAUAUGGUACGACACGCCAAGUUGGUAGGUCAGUCUAUCAUAUCCUACCUACAGAAGAAAGGUUACCCAGAGGUCGCUCUCCAUUUUGUCAAGGAUGAGAAAACAAGAUUUGGUCUAGCUCUUGAGUGCGGAAACAUUGAUAUUGCCCUUGAAGCGGCGCGGGCACUAGAUGACCAGGCAUGUUGGGAGAAACUGGGUGAAGCUGCCUUACUGCAGGGAAACCAUCAGAUAGUGGAGAUGGCCUACCAGAGAACAAAGAACUUUGACAAACUCUCCUUCCUAUACCUUAUCACAGGAAACCUGGAAAAACUGAAGAAGAUGACCAAAAUAGCUGAGAUACGUAAGGACACCAGUGGUCAUUUCCAGAAUGCUCUGUUCCUAGGAGAUGUUGAGGAAAGAGUGAAAAUCCUGAAAAACUGUGGACAAAAGUCGCUUGCCUACCUGACAGCUGCUACCAAUGGUCUGGAGGAAGAAGCAGAAUCACUAAAGGAAUCCUUUGGCGAGAACGAGAGGGUACCAGACCUGUACCCUAACGCUUCCCUGCUCCAACCGCCUGUACCCAUCACACAGCAGGAAUCCAACUGGCCACUGCUGACAGUAUCUAAGGGAUUCUUCGAGGGAGCAAUGGCCGCUAAAGGAGGUCACAGCAAGAUGGCCGCCGCUGAUGAUGUUGAUAUAGAAGAAGCUGGAGCCGGCUGGGGAGAUGAUGAUCUAGGCCUUGAUGAUGAGGAGGGAUUUGGAGAAGACGGUGAAGGUAUUGAGAAAGACGAGGAUGGGGGAGGCUGGGAUGUGGAUGAUGACCUUGAACUGCCCCCUGAUCUUGAUGUGCCCUCAACACCAACUGGAGCUGGGGAAGGCUAUUUUGUACCUCCUACAAAAGGCACAAGCCAGGCACAGUAUGGUGCAACAGCUCACAGUUACCAGUGGAUCAUGUGUUGGCAGGAUCAUAUGAGACCGCCAUGUUGUUACAUGGGCGUGGUGAACUUCGAAGAAUACAAACAACUUUUCCUACAGACAUACAGUAGAAGUAGGACAUGUUACCAAGGGUUACCAUCUUUACAGCCUCUCUUUGGAUAUCCACAUAGAAACUUGAAGGAGGCAGGUGGUAGAAAUGGUGUUCCAGCUGUGGGCCUCAAACUGAACAACUUGGUACAACAGUUACAAGUGGUGUAUAAUCUUACAACAGCUGGCAAGUUUGCCGAGGCUACAGACAAAUUUAGAUCUAUUCUUCUCAGUGUACCAUUGUUAGUGGUUGAUACUAAACAAGAAAUUGCUGAGCUCCUUGAAGCCACCUGCUGUGAUGCUAUUCAAGAAAUGAUGGAUGAGAAUUAUGUAUUAUUUGAGUUAGCUGGUUGCUACAAACCAGUGACAACCUUUAGUGAAAAUUCAAGAAAUAAACUGGUAGAUGAUGUAGUCAGGUUUAUUGUUAUUGGGAGGAAUCUUCCAGCUAUUCAACAACUAAGGCAAGGUCUUCAGACAUUUGGUCUUUUAGACCUGAUGAAAGAGCACAGUACACAAUUCAGUGAGGUUUUCUGCCAAGGUCAGACAACAAAUUUGACAGCAGACCAGGUGGAAGCUGUCUUCAGUAAAAUUGAAUACUCAGAAAUAGGAAGCAACAAAAGGAGAGAGGAAGAACGCACCAUUGCAUACUGGAGAGAUUAUCUGCUUGAUAUAGAGGAACGAAAUGUUGGAGUGACAUUCGAAGACGUGUUAGUGUUUGCGACUGGAGGCAACAACGUGCCCUAUUUGGGAUUUUCACCAGACCCAUCAAUAGAGUUUGUCUAUGACAGUGGUGAAAUGAAUUUUCCACAGGCAAACACGUGUUCAGUGGUCCUACGGCUUCCAACAGUUAACAGCUAUGAACAAUUCAAAGAGAACAUGGACUUUGGAAUAUUAAAUUCGCCAGGAUUUGGAAUGGCAUAAACUAAUAUUGUAUACUUCAAGAAUUAUAAAAGUAGCAAUUUCCAUAAAAACAAUUUUAAAGUAUAUCUUGUAUUGUAUGUGAUAUAUAAAGUUUAGAAAAUGUUAUCUUUGUAACUGUUUACCAACACUAGAGAGGAAAAGUGAAAAGCUCCAGGAAUUGAUGGGAGCAUGUAGUUGUUGCCUUAUCCAUCUGGAAUUCUGUCAUUUUGACAGUACCAGAGUUUAACUGUAAAACUAUAAGAGGUACUGAGUUGAAACCUGCUAUGUGGAUAGAUCUCAUUGGGGGCAAUGCAGUGCGGAGGAAUCAUAACUAUCUCUUUGUUAUUUCUGAGUUACAGCGUUUUUAUUUUGUCCACAAUGGAAUAGUAUAUCACCAAAUGUUGGAAAGGAAUUGACUUCAAACUAUAUGUAUAUAUAUCUCAUUGAGUUGGAUUGCAGUGCACAACAGAAAUAACUAUAUGUCUUGUGUUGUUUUAGUUCUGGCACUUUAUUUUAUUUUAUUUUUUUAUUCUUUUGUACAAUGUAAAACUUCUAAAACUACAGGUUAUUGACAAUCAACUUCUUAUUUACAAAAGUCUCACUGAAGUGUAGUGCAUAAGAGUCAUAACAGUCCAUAGCAGUUUUUGAGUUAUGGCCCCCUUAUUUUUAAUACUUAAAUUUUUGUGAGCAGUUUACCUCUGAAAGUGUAAAAGUUAUUUAAAAUAAGUAACUCCAAACUUCAUAUACUGAUGGAUGUCAUUUAGGAGGAGUGCAGAGGCUAAGAGUCUAAACUGUCUAUAGUUAGUGCUGAGUUAUGACUACUCAUUAUAAUAACAUAUAUAACAGGAUUACAGUACACCAUAUUUGCUGCACUUGAUAACAUGGAUAUUGGAGAUAAUUAUUUAAAAUAACUACUGUUACUUCCUCGUACACAACAUUAUGUCUCCCCUCAGAGUUGGGGAAGACAUAUUAUUUUUGCCCUGUCUGUCUGUCCAUCUUCCCCCACACUAUUUCCCCCCAGUAUGUAAAAUCUUAUUAACCAUUCAUCACAGAGACUUCAUAUUUCGCAUGGUGGUUGGUCUGCUUGGGUAGAAGACCCUCCAUUGGGUCAAAGGUCAGAGUCACAGGGGUCAAUAAUGUGAAAUUUGUUUCAGUUUAUUAUCUUAUGAAUCAUAAAUAGGAAUUUGUCGAAACAUCAUACAAUGAUAGAGGACCUUGAGAGAAAACGCUCUGUGUAAGACCCAUAACUCUUUCAUUAAAUUUGAGCCAAAGGCUGCUCAUGGUGAGCUUUUGUGACCGCUCAGUGUCCAACAUCCAUCCGUCAACAUUUUCAAAAAAAAAUAUUUUGAAAACUACUGGGCUGAAUUACACAUGAUCCUUGGUUGGUCCCCUUUCAAAAUUGUUCAAAGAAUUGAAUUCAGUGCAAAACUCUGGUUGCCAUGGCAACCGAAAUGAAAAACUUUAAAAAUCUUCUUGUCCAAAACCGCAAGGCAUAGAGCCUUUAUAUUUGGCAUGUGACAUCAUGUAAUGGUCCUCUAUAUUCUUCAAAUUCAUUCCCCUGGGGUGAGAAGAGGCCACGCCCAGUUUUACAUGGACUUGUAUAGGAAGAAACUUUUAAAAUCUUCUUGUCUAAAACCACAAGACCUAGGCCUUUGAUAUUUGGUAUCUAGCAUUGUCUUGAGGUCCUUUAUCAAAUAUUGUUCAAAUUAUAACCCUGGGGUGAAAAGAGGCCCUGCCCUGGGGGUCUCAAGUUUUACAUAAACUUGAAUAGGGAAAAAAUCUUUUUGCUGUAAACUGCAUUACCUUGUCGUCCUCGACCAAAAAUGUUCAAAGUAUGCCAAGUAUGCCCCAGGUGUGAAAAGAGGCCCUGCCCUGGGGUCCAAAAUUUAACAUAGACUUCUAUUGGGGAAAAAUUCUUGUCUGAAAGUUCAAGGCAUAGGCUUUUGAUAUUUGGUAUGAAGCAUGGCCUAGUGGAUGUCUAACAGAAUUGUUCAAGUUAUUCCCCUGGCGUGAAAAGAGCUACUUGUUAUAUGAGUUAUAUAGGAAUAAAUACUUUGAAAAUUUUCAGAUCAUAUUUCCUAGACUGUUUAAUUAUAAUUACCUGAUGAUCCCAAGUGAUUAGGGGACACCUGACUGUAAACUUGACCUACUUAAAUUUCUUGAUUUUAAGAUACAGACUUGAAAUUUGGAUGACAUGUACAGUUUUACACACCGAUCUUAAAACUGUCUUUCAGUGACAAUAAAUAUGACCUACUGACCUACUGACCUACUUCCUUAUACUUUAGCAUCAUUUUGCCAUUUUAAACAAGUGGCUUAUAUCACUCGGGUGAGGGAUUCAGGGUCAUCAUGACCCUCUUGUUCUAAUUUUUCCCUUUGUUUUAUUUUUUGUUGAGAGCAUUCCUCAAACACUAUAUGAAAUUUGUUGAUUAAGUUUUAUACAAUGAUAGAGUGCAUUGCAAAAGACCCAUAACUCGUCCUUGGUUUAUUUUUUAAUUAUCUCCUUUAGUUUGAUUUUUUUAUCAAGAGCAAAACUAAUGCUAUUUGAUGGAGUUUGUUGUACCUGGGGUCAUUUUACUCAUUUGACAUUGAGAGGGAGUGUAGUGUGUAAGACCCAUAAUCUUUCCUUGUUUAAUUAUGUCUCAAUCAGUUAUUUCCCUUGGUUUAAUUUUCUUGUUCAGAGCAUAACACAGACACUACAUGACAGAAGUUGUUGAAGCUUUAUACAAUGAUAAAUUUAAUUGUCUUUUAAGCUCACCUGAGCACAAAGUGCUCAAAGGUGAGCUUUUGUGAUCACCCGUCAUCCGUCCAUCGUCAACAGUUUGACUGUUAACACUCUAGAGGUCACAAUUUUGGCCCAAUCUUAAUGAACCUUGGUCACAAUGUUACCCUUAAUAAAAUCUUGGAUGAGUUUGAUAUUGGGUCAUCUGGGUUCCAAAACUAGGUCACCAGGUCAAAUCAAAGGAAAAGCUUGUUAACACUCUAGAGGUCACAAUUUUAGACCUAUCUUAAUGAAACUUGGUCAAAAUGUUACACUCAAUAAAAUCUUGGAUGAGUUACAUAUUCCGUCAUCUGGGGGUCAAAAACUAGGUCACCAGGUCAUAUCAAAGGAAAAGCUUGUUAACACUGUAGAGGCCACAUUUAUGACUAUAUCUUCAUGAAUCUUGGUCAGAAUGUUAAUCUUGAUGGUCUUAAGGUCUGGUUUGAAUCUGGGUCAGUUGGGGUCAAAAACUAGGUCACUAGGUCAAAUCAAAGGAAAAGCUUGUUAACACUCUAGAUGCCACAUUUAUGACUGUAUCUUCACGAAACUUAAUCAGAAUGUUAAUCUUGAUGAUCUUUAGGUCAAGUUCGAAUCUGGUUUAUGUGGGGUCACGGGGUCAAAUCAAAGGAAAAGCUAGUUAACACUGUAGAGACCACAUUUAUGACCAUAUCUUAAUGAAACUUGUUCAGAAUGUUAAUGUUGAUAAUCUUUAAAUCAAUAGGUCAGGUGAGCGAUACAGGGCCUUCAUGGCCCUCUUGUUUACCACCUCUUAUCAUAUCCCAUGGAUGAGUCUUGUGUUUUUUUCAAAAGCAUCUUUUAGUUCAUUUUUAUGCCCCUUCAAAGGAGGGGUACCGGUAUAUUGUUUUGCAGAUGUGGAUCUGCCGGUUGGUAUGUAGACAAAUCUGUUUCCGGAUGAUAUUUCAAGAAGGCUUUGGUCUAGGAUCAAGAAAGUUGACAGGUAGAUUGAUCAGAACAAGCAGAUGACCACUAUUGAUUUUGAGAUCAGUAGAUCAAAGGUCAAGGUCACAGUGACCUAGAACAGUUUCCGGAUGAUGACUCGAGAACGCUUGGGCCUAGGAUCAUGAAAGUUGAUAUGAAGGCUGGUCAUGACCAGCAGAUGACCUCUAUUGAUUUUGAGAUCAGUAGGCCAAAGAUCAAGGUCACAGUGACACAGAACAGUUAAAUGGUUUCCAGAUGACAAUUCAAGAAUGCUCGGGCAUAGGAUCAUGAAAGUUGAUAGGGAGGUUGAUCACCACCGGCAUAUGACCCCUAUUGAUUUUGAGGUCAAUAAGUGAAAGGUUAAGGUCAAAUUGACCCAGAGCUGUAGAACUUCAGUGUACAGUGACCAAAAUAUUUCCGUUCCUUGUGCAAUCACUGAAUGCAUCAAGGGAGGCAUUUCGUGUUCUACAAGCUCUUGUUUCCUUUGUAACAUACCACCCUGUUGAAAGCCAUUAUAACAAAUCUUUCAUCUCCAAAUUCGCCUUCAUGCAUUGUUUAUAAUUUAACCACUAAAUAUUUUUCACAUUUUCCUUCUUCCACAAACAGAAUUUAUUUUUGGGAGCAUCUAUUGGUUCCACCAAUAUUUUUGCUUUCAAAGCUGGCACACGGUGUUUUAGUUUAUUAAAUACAUGAUUGUGUUUGUUUAUGCAGACAAUAUUUGACAUAAAUGUGAUGACUAUUAUUUUUGUUCUGUCGCAUAUUAUCAAGUCCCUAGCUAAGAUAACUGCAGGGGUUUAGGGGACAUAAGAUAUUCAUUUUUGUCCAGAUCUCUUGCCAUAUAUCAAGAUCACAGAGUCAAAGAUAAUUUAUUUCAAAACUGUGACAUGCAUGGGUGGUUUUCAUAGUAACCUUGCUCAAAUAUUGGUCAUGUCCUAAAGCAAAAGUGAAGUGAUACAUUUAGUAUGCAAUAUUAGAUGUCACAGCUUCUUACAAUAAAUGAAUACUCCAAAUACUUUUAUGUUAACAUUUUUUAAAAAUUAGGCAUGUCGGGGAAAAGGCCAAGGUUAUACAUCAAUGAUUAAACAUUUUGAACAUGG